Messenger RNA from Raphanus sativus (radish), 1358 nucleotides. RefSeq names its product probable mitochondrial-processing peptidase subunit beta, mitochondrial. The transcript is spliced from 5 exons. Bases 89 to 1339 code for a protein of 416 amino acids. The record is from RefSeq and is a predicted model, not a curated record. NCBI's taxonomy places the organism in Eukaryota, Viridiplantae, Streptophyta, Magnoliopsida, Brassicales, Brassicaceae. Gene Ontology annotation, molecular function: metal ion binding; metalloendopeptidase activity. Gene Ontology annotation, cellular component: mitochondrion. Gene Ontology annotation, biological process: proteolysis.
UCGAGUUGAAGUCUCCCUUUUCUUUUCCUUCAAACCCUAGAAGAGAGAGAGAGAGAGAGAGAGAGAGAGAGAGAGUGGCCAUCAGCUAAUGGCGAUGAAGAAUCUAUUGACCUCAGCUCUCCGAUCUCAGAGGCGUCUAGCCUUGAAUCGAGCCGUACGAGCUUCCUCCACCCUCUCAGCCCUCGGUUCAGCCUCUCUGACUUCUCCCACCCCAUCGCCGCCGAUCGUUAUGCCCUACGACCACGCCGCCGAGAUCACCAAAGAGAAGCUGAAGAGGCUAGAGCGCCCAGAGCAGCGUUUCCUCAAAUACGCAUCUCCGAUUCCGAUCCUCGCCUCGCACAACCACAUCUUAUCAGCCCCUGAGACGCGCGUCACCACCUUGCCCAACGGUCUCCGAGUCGCCACCGAAUCCAAUCUCUCCGCGAAGACGGCCACCGUCGGAGUAUGGAUCGACGCCGGAUCCAGGUUCGAAUCCGACGAGACGAACGGGACGGCUCAUUUUCUGGAGCAUAUGAUAUUCAAAGGCACGGAGAGGCGUACGGUGAGAGCCUUGGAGGAGGAGAUCGAAGACAUUGGUGGUCAUCUCAAUGCGUAUACGUCGAGGGAGCAGACCACUUACUAUGCGAAAGUGAUGGAUUCGGAUGUGAACCAGGCUUUGGAUGUCUUGGCUGAUAUCUUGCAGAACUCUAAGUUCGAGGAGCAGAGGAUUAACCGCGAGCGUGAUGUCAUCCUCAGGGAAAUGCAAGAGGUGGAGGGACAAACCGAUGAAGUUGUUCUUGACCAUUUACACGCCACUGCUUUCCAGUACACACCUCUUGGAAGAACUAUUCUAGGACCUGCUCAGAAUAUCAAGUCUAUCACCAGAAAUGAUCUUCAGAAUUACAUUAAGACUCAUUACACAGCUUCCAGGAUGGUGAUUGCUGCGGCAGGAGCUGUCAAGCAUGAGGAAGUUGUUGAGCAAGUGAAGAAGCUAUUUAACAAGUUGUCAUCUGAUACAACUUCUACUACUCAGCUAGUUGCCAAAGAACCUGCUCGUUUUACUGGCUCUGAGGUUCGAAUGAUUGAUGACGACCUACCCCUUGCACAAUUUGCUGUUGCCUUUGAAGGAGCAUCUUGGACAGAUCCAGAUUCUAUUGCUCUUAUGGUUAUGCAAACCAUGUUGGGUUCAUGGAACAAAAAUGUUGGUGGUGGCAAACACAUGGGUUCUAACCUGACCCAGAGGGUUGCCAUUAAUGAAAUAGCAGAAAGCAUAAUGGCAUUCAACACCAACUACAAGGAUACUGGCCUUUUCGGCGUGUACGCAGUUGCUAAGGUCAGUCCUAGGGAACAACACAUCUAGCUUAAGCUUAGCUUAGCUC